AUGCUGGGUGCAAUCGCCAAUCUACAGCCGCGCCAACUGGCCGCCCAAGUCCUCAACUUCGCCCUCGUGCUCUCCACCGCCUUCAUGCUCUGGAAGGUACCAAAACACCACCCCCUCCCCUUCCCCAACCUAUUCACCUUAGACUGAACGAUAGACAGGGCCUCUCCGUCGCCACGAAUUCCAGCUCCCCGAUCGUCGUAGUCCUCUCCGGAAGCAUGGAACCCGCGUUCCAACGAGGCGAUCUGCUCUUUCUGUGGAAUAGAGGCCAGGAAACACAAGUAGGAGAAGUCGUGGUAUACAACGUCAGAGGGAAGGAUAUUCCGAUCGUACACCGGGUGAUUCGACGGUUCGGUGGCGGGUCAGUGCACACUUUUUCUCCCUGGGGAUAAUCGCGGCGGCCGAUUGUCCCACAUAUUGUCGUUAUCGUUAUACUAACACGCCGCCUCUAGAACCGCCCCCCUCUCCCUCCUAACCAAAGGCGACAACAACGCCGCAGACGACACGGAGCUCUACGCGCGCGGCCAGAAUUUCCUCGACCGCAGCAAAGACGUCGUCGGCAGCGUGCGGGGUUUCGUGCCCCUGGUGGGCUACGUUACCAUCUUACUCAGCGAGUAUCCGUGGUUGAAGACGGCCAUGUUGGUCUUCAUGGCGCUGACGGUCGUGUUACAACGCGAAUAG
Molecule: messenger RNA, 678 nt
Organism: Lecanosticta acicola
Lineage: Eukaryota; Fungi; Ascomycota; Dothideomycetes; Mycosphaerellales; Mycosphaerellaceae
Source: the annotation of a GenBank genome assembly